Drosophila melanogaster (fruit fly) is the source of this 928-nucleotide messenger RNA. RefSeq names its product Tak1-like 2 (gene Takl2). The coding region runs from base 27 to 872 and encodes 281 amino acids. The record is from RefSeq and is marked reviewed. Gene Ontology annotation, molecular function: protein kinase activity; transferase activity; nucleotide binding. Gene Ontology annotation, biological process: positive regulation of signal transduction. The transcript has 5 exons. Lineage: Eukaryota; Metazoa; Arthropoda; Insecta; Diptera; Drosophilidae.
AGUGAAAAUUUGCCAUUUGAUAAGAAAUGUCCGCUCCUGUAGAGGGUGUUCCCUAUGAGGAGAUCCAGACAAAAGAGCUUAUAGGCACCGGAUUCUAUGGCAGCGUAUACAGGGCGGUCUGGAGAAAUCGUGAGAUCGCGCUGAAGAGAAUUCGCGAGGGAUGUGAGGAUAAAAAGAUUGAAAGAGAGAUCUACCAGCUGACAAAGGCCAGCCAUGUCAACAUAGUUGAGCUCUACGGCACAUCGAGGCACGAGGGAUGCGCCCUGCUGUUGAUGGAAUUCGUAGACGGUGGAUCUCUGUCCAGUUUUCUGCACGCGAAAAGCAAGCCAAGUUAUUCGCAUGCCCACGCCUUCAACUGGGCGCAUCAGAUCGCUCAGGGCAUAGCCUAUCUGCAUGGCAUGCAGCCGAAAGCAGUAAUUCAUCGCGAUAUAAAGCCACUCAAUACACUGCUAUGCGAGAAGGGACUCAAACUGAAGAUUUGCGAUUUCGGAACUGUUGUGGACCUAUCCCAAUCGAUAUCGUGCAAUGCGGGCACCUGCAGAUACAAAGCGCCCGAGGUUCUACAAGGAAAUAAACCCGAUGAAAAGUGCGAUGUGUAUAGUUGGGCUAUUACCUUUUGGGAAAUAUUGUCGCGCAAGGAGCCAUUUGAGCAAUAUAAUACGCUUUUUGAACUGUACAUGGCUAUUAAUGAAGGCGAGAGACCGGAUUUAAGUUGCAUUAUGUCUGGCUGCCCCGCGGAUAUAGUUGCUCUUUUGUACGCUUCUUGGGAUCCGGAUAUCAGCAAAAGAUUUUCUAUGGAACUGAUUUCCCAAAGCAUGGGUAGAAUCCUAAGUGAGGCGGGAUCCAUUCCACCACUGGAUUUUUACUCAUAAAACUAAUUCUCCACCCUUUACAUUCGUUAUUAAAAACGGAUAUCGUUGUGAACGUU